AUGGUGACAGAUCCUACAACAACAAUACCAUUACGGCCCUCACCCCACCAACACGACCUCCGAGUCCACACCUUCAAGUCCCACGGUCCCAUCCUGCCACACGACCAAAUCCUCCACCAAUGCACAACUCACUUCCUCGCCCUCCUCGAUACCGAGAUCUCUGACAGACUCAUGGCCCAACUCUCACGGCUCGUCAUGAUGUUACCCGUUAUUGGUGUCGAGACCCGAGCAGUGAUUCGGACCAAGGUUGGAGAGGUGAUGGGGUCGGUUGUGGGCGGGUUGAAGCAUUAUGAGGCUAUUGAGAGGGUUAUUCGGUCGGCUCUUGAUGAUGCUGGUGGGCUGCAGUUGUUACAAUUGGCGCCACCAACGAAGGAGUCAAGUCUUGGUGGCGGGAACAGCCCGAGGGGAGGGAGGGAGGAUGAUCUGUUUGUGGUGGAUGAUAGUAGGAAUGACCAGAUCUCGGAGUACGAUGAUGUCGACGACUUUAGCGGCGUCAACAACAGUAACAGUAACAACAACAACGGCGAAACAGCAACGACGACAGGAAUGAUUGACGAGAGUCAGAUCCCAGUCAUAACCGAUAUCGCCAUGGAAGCCGUGCUUGACUAUAUGGCCGAGAUCCUCACCCCGAGCCUGGUCAUCCAUCAAUUGACCGAGGCCAUCCAGGGCGCCUUGUUUGAGAUCAGCAAGCAGCGGAAGGCUCUUCAACGGAUCCGAAGGGAGCGUCAUAGUGAUGGUGGUGACGAUGAGGAUGGGUAUCUGGACGAUGUUAACGAGGCGGAUUUGGACCUGGAUGAUCUGAGUAGUCAGGCGGCUUUGAGGGGAGGACGACCUACUGCGGAUCGACAUGGUGUGGAUCUGUUGAGCGAUGGGUGGGUCUGGUCUGGACCUUCUUCCAGAGACAAGGACAACAACCGCGAUGGCGCCAGAAUUAUCAGCAGCCUACUCGAGGAAGAUGAAGAAGACGAGGAUGACGACCCGCGAGGCCAGGAUGAAGAUAUAUGGGACAAGGAUAUGGAGACCCAUCAGUGGGACUCGACUGGUCGGUUGUUCGAUGACUUUGAAGAUGACGAUAAUCUCCUCAAUAACGAAUCAUCCCAGACCGUCAUGGCAAAACCGUCAAAGGCAGCAGGCUCCACAGAGCAGGACAAAGAGAACUGGGACAUGGCAGCCGGCACGUUAGGAGACGAUGAUGGUGACGAUGGAGAAGGCGAGGAAGAUGGCGAAUCCUCGGACCCGUACUCGAUUGGGAUCCGGGGCAGUGAUGAAGGUACUGGAAACGAUAACGACAACGGCGACGGCGCAGAGGAUGAUGAAGACGGCGACUACCCGAUGGCAGAUACAAGUGAGGAUUAUGGACGGGAACGGUACCUACAGCAGUCGUACUUCAACCGGUUCCAGAAACGCGGCCUCUUCGCCCCUCCUCCUUCUCAACGCGACACUACCAGACAAACAGAACCUCAAAAUCCAGCAAUAGUAGCAGAUGUUGAAGCACCAUCCCUCCAAAUCAUCGUCGACAACCCCAAACCCACCACUGCCUCAACCACGACAACGAGAAGUAUCCGUCGCCCAAACCUGACCCCGGACCUACGCCUCGAGAACUUGCUGACACAGUUGAUCGAGCCCCUGUUGACGACAUUCAUCGAGGAAGACUUUCCCGCGAGCUGUAAGCGAGUCCAGGGCGAGCUGAUGGACGGAAUCAUUUGGUCGCUGGAUCAGAGUGAGCUCAAUGGCGGGCAUGAUGGACUGGAUAGCGAUGAGGAGCGGAUGCUCCUUCUUUCCGAGUUAGAAUACUAA
Molecule: messenger RNA, 1797 nt
Organism: Linnemannia hyalina
Lineage: Eukaryota; Fungi; Mortierellomycota; Mortierellomycetes; Mortierellales; Mortierellaceae
Source: the annotation of a GenBank genome assembly